Messenger RNA from Abrus precatorius (Indian licorice), 6045 nucleotides. RefSeq lists its product as uncharacterized. The transcript is spliced from 9 exons. The record is from RefSeq and is a predicted model, not a curated record. NCBI's taxonomy places the organism in Eukaryota, Viridiplantae, Streptophyta, Magnoliopsida, Fabales, Fabaceae. Bases 262 to 5562 code for a protein of 1766 amino acids.
CUUUAUCUGUGUGAGCUGAGAGAGUCCUAUUUUCUUCUGCUUCCACCGCUUCAAACCCUAACGCUUGCUUCCUCAACACUCUCGCAGGAUCAGUUUUGAGCUUCAAUGGAGGCUUCUCAAUGUCACUGAGUAAAUGAUAGUAGCUCAGAGGUGUGUUUUUGGACAGCAUAAUAUUUGGAGAAACUUUUUCUUGAUCUUCCUUGAUUUAUUACGCCUUCUUAUUAAUAGUUAUCUGCUGAAAAAUUGUGGGUUGGGUUAUCUAUGCCUGGGAACGAAGUAGGAGACAGGGUCCAUAAUUUUUUUGGUCAGGAGAACUUGUCCCAGGGCCAGUAUCAUACACAGGUAGUUGACGGGAACUGGGCAGGGCUAAGCAACAAUUUGUGGGCUGGUAGCCAGAGACCAACUGGUGCACCUUUUAUUUCCAAUUUGAAGAAUUUUAAUCUACAACAAUCAGAUUUUGAGCAGGGACACACAAGCAGUCCUCAUUUGCGACAUGGUUUGAACCUGGCCCAAUCAAAUCUGAGGCCUGACUCUGGCAGAAAUCAACUUCCAAAUCAACCAACAGCUGUUAAUGGGUAUAUGCAAGGACAUCAGGUUUUUCAGUCCCGGCAAAAUGAAGCAAGCAUUUUGGGAAUGGAUACUGAAGCUGAUUUGCAUGGCAUGUCAAAUCUAUCAAGAGGAAUAUCAGUGCUAGAGUCACAACAAGGGGCUGGUCUUGAACAUUAUAAGAAAAACCUGGCUAGGACUGAUGCAUCUGAGUCUCCUGUCAAUUAUGACUUUUUUGGAAGUCAACAGCAAAUAGGUGGUCGGCAUUCAGGUAUGCUUCAGGCUUUUCCUAGACAGCAGUCUGGGAUGAAUGACAUGCAACUUUUACAACAGCAAGCAAUGCUCAACCAGAUGCAAGAACUUCAAAGGCAGCAACAAUUUCAUCAACUAGAAGCUAGGCAACAGAGUCCUAUGAAUCCAGCUUCCUCCAUUUCAAAACAGACAGUUGCAAGCCAUUCUGCGUCUCUUAUUAAUGGCAUUCCCAUCAAUGAGGCAUCUAACCUUGUGUGGCAGCCUGAAGUAAUGGCAACUAAUGCAAAUUGGCUCCAGCAUGGUGCAUCUCCGGUUAUGCAAGGGUCCUCUAAUGGACUUGUGUUAUCUCCUGAACAAAUGCGCCUGAUGGGUUUGGUCCCUAAUCAGGGAGACCAGUCUCUUUAUGGGCUUCCAAUUUCUGGCUCUAGAGGUACACCUAACUUGUAUUCUCAUGUUCAAGCAGAUAAGCCUGCAGUGUCUCAGGUUUCUGUCCAACAUCAGUAUUCUCGGGUUCAGGGUGACAAGCCAACAUUACCACAUAUAUCAGCCAGUGGUAAUUCAUUUCCAGUUCAUCAGUAUACUGCAAUUUCAGAUCAACCAAACACAAAUGAUAGAACUUCAGUUUCAAGACAGGAUAUUGGAAAAAGUAUGUUUGGUUCUCUUGCUCAAGGUAUAAACAGUGGACUAAAUAUGGAGAACUUGCAGCAAGUAAAUUCUGAGCAAAGAGAUGUACCAAUUGAAGAUUUUAAUGGGAGGCAAGAAUUAGCUGGAUCUUCUGAAACUUCACAGGACAAGGUGGUAGUGCAGGUUCCUCCACAGAAUGUGGCUACCCUAGAUCCAACGGAAGAGAAGAUUUUAUUUGGUUCAGAUGACAAUCUUUGGGAUGGAUUUGGCAAGAAUGCUGGUUUUAAUGUGCUGGAUGGUACAGAUGGUUUUGGUGGAUAUCCGUCACUUCAGAGUGGGAGUUGGAGUGCACUUAUGCAGUCUGCUGUAGCUGAAGCUUCUAGUAGUGCAAUGGGUGUACAGGAAGAGUGGAGUGGUCUAAGUUUCCGGAAUACUGAGCAUUCAUCUGGAAAUGAUCGGCCCUCGACCAUUGAUAGCAGCAAACAGCAGUCAGUUUGGGCUGACAGUAACUUGCAGUCUGCACCCAAUGUAAAUUCAAGGCCUUUUCUUCGUCCGGAUGAUCUUAGUAGGCACAAUAACACAGUAAACUAUUCUGGUCUUCCUGGAUUUCUUCAGCCAGGUGCUGAUACUGCACAGGAACAACAUGACAGGUUACAGACUGAUUCUACUCAAAGAUCAAUUCCACAGUUUUUAGAAAGAGGCAAAUGGUUAGAUUGCAGCCCUCAGCUAAAACCAAUUGCAGAAGGGAGUCAUAUUUAUGGAAAUGCUGCUAAUUCUUCAGGUUUAGAAAUAAAUGAAAAGGUUAUUUCAGGUUCUUGGACCCAUCAACAGACGCUGACAUCCCCUAGUAGUAGUGGUGAGCCAUUUAAUAGAUCUAAUGGAUGGAAUGCAAUCAAAUCUCCCCCACCUAAUAACAAUUCUAAUAUGAGAAUCCGUGAAAAUGAAAACGUGUUGCAAUCCCAUCAUGAUAAAGCUAUGCAGGAGGAUAUGGGUCAGGUUCCUGCUAUGUGGGAGCCUGAUUCUGAUUCCAGUUCAGCUCUUGGGUUGGAACAUACAAAAUCUGCAGGUAAUAUGCAGGUUUCUGGGGAGGAUUCUGGUAUGAAUGGUAUUGCUGCCAUACCAAAUUCAGGUGCUACAUGGGUCAACAGGCAAAGCAACCAGCAGCCCCCUAAUGUUGAUGUAUGGAGACAAGCAGAUUCUGUGGGGAGCUAUAGAAGAAAUGAAGGUGCAGGAAAGUAUAGGUCUCACAUGGAAAAGAACCCUUUAAUUUUGGAAUCAUUAAAGAAUGAAAAGUCAGAAGGAGAGGCACACAAUAUGGAAAACUCUAACAAAAAGGAUAUAUCAGCAGAUGGCCCUGGAUCCAAUUCUUCCCAUCAUAGGGCUGGUGGUUUGAGAGACAAUGCUGGUUUUGAUGGUGAUUUGCAUAGUCCAAAGUUAUCUGGGCAGGGAAAUCGAAGACCUCCUGUAACUCGUAAAUUUCAGUAUCAUCCAAUGGGGGAUGUUGGUGUUGAUGUAGAACCUUAUGGAAACAAACAUGUCAUAAAUUCACAGCCCGCGCCCCACCAACCCUUUGGCAGACUUAAAGGUCAGGAGCAAAACUAUCCUGGGCAGUCAAAAUAUGGUCAUUCUGAUGGGAAUUAUGCUGAAACAGAGAAGGGUGACUCAAAAACCAUAGACGAUAACGCUUCAAAAAGCAUACUGCCUGGUCAUAUGCCAAAAACAUUGACUCCAUUUGAUAGAAGUGUUGGUAAUUAUACCUUGAACAAGACUGCUUCAACCAGUCAAAAUAUUCUUGAGCUUCUUCAUAAAGUGGAUCAGUCAAGGGACCAUGGCAUUGCAACAAACACAAGCACUUCUAACCGCCCUUUAUCUUCCAGGGUGAUGGAUACUGAAUCUUCUGAUGGGUCUAUUGUACAUUCUCAACGAAAUCAGAGUUCUUUUUCUCAGGGCUUUGGUUUACAAUUGGCACCUCCUACUCAAAGGAUUCCUAUGUCGUCUUCUCAUGCUACACCACAUGUUGCAUCUGAGACAGGGGAUAAAGGUCAUACAUGGUUGGCUGCUACUCAAUCUUUUCCUUCUCGGGAGUUAUCUCAUGAGCUUAGGAAUAACAUUUCUGGUACCUCUGGACAAAUUUUUGAUAAAGCCUUGCAGUACAGUGCAAUGGGAAAUAUUCCACAGGCUUUCGCAUCUGGCUUUCCUUUCUCCAGGAUCCAUACUCAAAAUCAGAAUAUGGCUAAUCUUGGUGGACAAGUAGCAAAUACCCAAUGUGAUAAUGCACCUUAUGAUCGGGCUGCUUCCACUAAUCAGGUAGAUGAAUAUUCUGAGAGAGCUCAGACUAGUAAAUCUGAUUUGGCAUCUGCUCAGGACAUGUCCCAGAUUGAUGGUACGAAUCAAAUUUGUCCUGGAGAUCCUACCAUGAAAAUUUCAGCAUUAGAAGCUGGCAAAGCUCCUCAUCCUUCUGUUGCAUCUCCUCAUGGUGCCCCUUCAAGGGUUUUACACAAUGUAUGGACGAGUGUUUCUAGUAAGCAACAUCCUAACGCUAUGAAGAUUCCAUCUCAUCCCCAACCAACUAAUAUUUGUGAAACUUCAAUGGGACCACAGAAGCCAGGUAUUGAAGAUUUAGAGAAAGAUGAUAACCAUUCUGGGCAGCAGGUAUUUCCUGAGAGUGUUGAUGCUGCUGAAGAGACUGCAAGUGUUUCCCAUGUGAAAUGUAUACCUGAUGCAUCUCAAUCAAGUUCAGCUGCUACUUCAAAAGAUAUUGAAGAUUUUGGCCGGUCUUUAAGACCAAACAAUUUUUUGCAUCACAAUUUCCCUAUGCUAAAUCAAGUUCAGUCCAUGAAAAAUAUGGAGAUUGAUCCUAGUAAUCGAGAUGUCAAGAGAUUCAAAAUUUCAGAUAAUAUGGCAGACAAACAACAGGUUGACUCCAACCUUGGACAACAGUCAUACGGAUACAAUAACAUGGUAAAAGAUAUGUCAGGUAACAGUUCUUCUGUGCCACCAUCAGAUCCAAACAUACUAAGCAUUUCAACAAAGCCGGGUGAUGGGCGAGACACUAAUGCAUCUUCUCAGGAGGGGGUAGGAUUUGGUCAGAAAAAUGCUCUUAAUGUUGCCAAUAAUAACCAACUUCCUUCUGUGAUAAAUCCUCAGAUGGCUCCGUCAUGGUUUGAGCAAUAUGGAAAUUUUAAAAAUGGUAAGAUGUUGCAAAUGUAUGAUGUAAGGACAAUGACUCCUCCCAAAAUUAUGGACCAGCCUUUAAUUUUAAGGAACCAAUCGGUUAGUUUGCAUCUUGGUAAUUCAAUGGAGCAAGUUAAUAGUCUCAGUGAUGCUAGGCAAAAUCCAAUGCUUACUUCAGUUGCAAGUGAGCAUCUUCCUUCUCAGUUAUUGCCUCCUCCUGCAGUUGAACCAGAUUUGCAUGUCAUGCGGCCAAAGAAGCGUAAAAGUACCACAUCUGAACUCAUACCUUGGCAUAAAGAAUUGAGACAGGGUUCUGAAAGGCUUCAAGAUAUCAGUGCGGCAGAAUUGGACUGGGCUCAAGCUGCGAAUAGAUUGAUCGAGAAGGUUGAAGAUGACACUGAACUAAGCGAAGAUUUACCAACAAUGAAGUCAAAACGAAGGCUUGUCUUAAGUACACAGCUUAUGCAGCAGCUACUUAAUCCUCCUCCAGCAGCAGUUCUCUCUGCGGAUGUCAAGUUGCAUCAUGAAAGUGUGGUCUACUCUGUUGCUAGAUUAGUGUUAGGAGAUGCAUGCAGUUCUGUCUCGUGGUCUGGAAAUGACACAAUCAUGUCCCCUGGCAGCAAAAACCUCCUGCCCGAUAAGCUCAAAUCAUCUGAGAAAAAUGACCAGUACAUUUUGAAAGUGGAAGACUUUGCUGGUAGAGCAAAGAAACUGGAAAAUGAUAUAUUGAGAUUGGAUAGCAGAGCCUCAAUUUUGGACUUAAGAGUGGAGUGUCAAGAUUUAGAAAGAUUUUCUGUCAUCAACCGAUUUGCCAAGUUCCAUGGUCGGGGGCAAAAUGAUGGGGCAGAAACCUCAUCAUCCUCUGAUGCAACAGCAAAUGCUCAGAAACCAUGCCCCCAGAAAUAUGUUACUGCAGUUCCAAUGCCUAGAAAUCUCCCAGACAGGGUACAAUGUCUUUCACUUUGAUAAUUAAUUAAUUCAUUUUUCCAUCUUUCUUGGUCAGUUGUCUCCACAACCUCCUGUUUCUGGUCCUUUUCUUUCAACUUAUAUUAUUGCACUUCAUCGCCAUAGAACCAUACAACUGGCAAUGUAGGAGAAGAAUGGUACUAGAUUGCCUCCUCAACCAAUGGAGGCUGUUAGAUCUUUGCAAUCUUAUAUAUGUAUGUAUGUAUGUCUAGAUCUUUGCAAUCUAGUUAUCUCUUUUGGUUUUUGAGGUUCCAAGCCUUUUGUAUAUAGUAAGAUAAUUUAUGCAGUUUACUUAGUUUUAACCAUACCCUUCGGCUCGAUUUUAGCUGAUUAGUUAGUAUAAAAGCUGUUCAUUGCCCCCCACCCCAGAUAGAACAUAAGAUGUUUAGUGUUUAUUUAAUCAUUACUAUCCUCUCAAUUCUAAAUAAUUUUCCUGUAUUUGUAUUUAGUUAUAGAUAAUAUGUGCAUUCUACCUAGUUUUUU